UGGGCGCAGUACUCUCUGUUGCAGACGGUGGUGGAGGCGUGCCAGAAGAAGCGACAGUGCAAGUUCCAGCCAACCGGACGGCCCUACGGCACAGAUCCCUGCCCCGGGACGCCCAAGUACGUCCACGUCGAUUACAAGUGCCGGCCGUAUGAGUUUCGCAGCAAAGUCGCAUGUCAAAGUGAAACAGUGCACCUGCAGUGCAAUCCAAAUGCUCGAAUUGCUGUCUACUCAGCAAGCUUUGGACGCACUGAAUAUGAAAGUAUACAGUGUCCACAGCCACAGGGUGUCCCUGAGGAAACAUGCCUGGUGAGCUAUGCCACAGAAAUUGUCAUGAGAAUGUGUCAUGGAAAACGACGUUGCACACUUCCUGCUGAUUCUGAAACAUUUGGUAAACCCUGCAGAAGUGACUCACGGAUGUAUCUCAAAGUUGUUUAUACAUGUGUUCCCCGGAAAGUUCUGAUGGAAGCCAUUGAGGAAGCAGCUCAGGCAGAUGAAGUAGCAGAUGAUCACGAAGAUGACCUAGAUGCCUAUGACACUGCAGACGAAACAGGUGCCUUUUCUCCAUCUCCGAAUGUCCAAGGAGCAGGUCCUGGGCUCAACGACAGGGGAACAGGAGGUGCAGCACCUGCUAGAGACCCUACAACUCUCUCACCUCAUGCUCCAGUACAUGAUGGAAACAUCAAUCAUUCUGACAUACAAAAGUAUGGUCCAUAUGUAAAACCCCACAUUACAAGCAAAAAGUUCUCCCAUUCUCCCACUGCCCCUGUGGACCCUAUCACCACCAAAGAUAUGCAAGGUGAUGAUGUCUCGGAUGAGAAAGUCCUUGAAAAUACCAACUGCAACAUCACAGUAAAUCUUGAGGACAAAACGAAUGUGAUUGGCUUCAUUUCUGAAUGGAUUAACGCAUACAAUUUCAUCUCACGAAACCAGGAGAAGUUCUACCUGUAUCUUAUCCUAAGUGUAACGGCGGGGCUUGUCCUCUUCCUGGGACUGGUAAUAGGACGGCUUCUGCUACAACGCCGUAGAAGCCAGCGCAAUCCAAAGCCCUCGGCACCACCAACAGAACAGACAUUACCAAAUGGUUUUACAGAUGACCUGAGUGAAGCAGAAAUGGAGACAGCAGUUUCUGGAUCAGACACAGUCCUCGGACUUGUUCCUACCAAAGCUCCAAAUGUGCCAGGUCGAACACCACCUACAAGUGUAUCAGAAGUUGUGCGGUUCGGAGGCAGCAGUGGAAUUCCACGGAGCCUGAACCGUGCCACAAACAGCCAGUAUUACUAUGGCUGACGUGGGCUGGGUGUCCGGGCCCCUGAUGGUCCGGAUGCUCAAGCACAAGGAAGGAUUUGUCCUGGAACUCGCACCUACUGUUUUUAGAACAGUUUGUGCAUGUGUAUUCCAGCAGCAUCUGGCACCAUUUGUGUGCAUUUAAGCAGAGAAAAGGUCAAAAGAAAAUUACUCUUGCUAUGUUUACAAGUCCGCCUAUCCUUACAAUGACAAGUGAUUAAUCCCUGAGACAAUAUAUGUAUAUGUAUAAAUUCAGUGACUUUAUCAAUUUGUCCAAAUUUAUAAUGUCAUCUCUGGGAUUUAAAUAAAUUAAACGAUUGAGACAAAACUUUGUUAUGUGCCUGUUGCAGCUGUGAAAUAGUCUUUAGAAGAAUGGAAGAUUCGUUAUGACUGUUACAGUGUGUGAACACAAGAUAUUCACCUAGUACCUGCUUUUCAAGCAAAGCGGUUCAAGAAGGUUUCAUUAGAUUACUGUAUCCAGAAGAUGCGGUUCAUAUACAAUCAAUGGACACUCCACACUGACUGUGAAUAACUACUGUAAAGUCUAUUUUCUUAAGAUAUAAUAAUCUGCAUGGAGAAAUUAAUGUACUUAUACAUUUGACUGAAUUGACCAUCACUGGUUAUGUCUAAGGAAGUUAAGCAUCAGUGUGUCUCUAAGUACGAUGCAGAAACAGAGAGAUUUUUCAAAAGUUUUGUAUAAUACAAGGAGCAUUCCAUAACAGAAAUGUGUGUUACAUAAAUUUCUUAAAGAUUUAUUCACUUUUGUGUCGAACUACCCAUAUUGGAGCAUUAAUUUGUGCAGUGUGUCUAAUUUUUCAAUUUUAAACAUUAUUGUGAUUUCUGUCAACUUAAUUUUUGUUGCAAGUGUAAUUAGCAGAUUUGUUGGUAAGAAAGUUACUAUUAACAUAUUUUUAAUUCCGUGGUUAUUGAAUUGUCUGAAUCUAUCUAAGAAACACUUUUACUGCAUAUCAUAAGAGUUUAGUGUUUGCUAAAUUCUUAAUAUCUGACUACAUGAAAUCAACAUACAUGAUCACAGAUGAUGUCAAUACCCAGUGAGUUUAAAGUCCACUGAAAUAUGUUCCCUGAGAGUCCAAAAUAUUAAGCCCAAUCAACUGUUCAAGCUGUCAUAUGAGCCCCUUUUUGGUUUAUAAAAUCUAAGUCAUGGACAUAAUGCACUGAAAACACAUUGCAGGAAGGUUUGUUCAGUAUAUGCAGUGAGCUUUUGAGAUGGAGCUUGAUUUAUUUGUUAAGGAAUCACUCUCAUGUUUGCAUAUUUCAAUAAAUGGGGAAAUGUCUACUUCAGACUAGUCAGUGCCUUGGCCCUAUAUCCUUUCAUACAACAGGCCAUAAUGUAAGCAGUUUUGCAUCAAUUGUUUGCCACACACCUAUGCAGUCAACACAUAAUGCAGUGUUAGAUUUCUAAUGCAUUAUGCAUUGUAAUACACAGAUGCAAAUUAGAUGGAGUCAGAGUUAACAAUUUUAUCAAUAAUUAAUUAAAUUAAAGGAAUCUACACCCCUUUAGUUUUCCAAAGGCAUAACCCAUGAACACAAAGCAUGCUGUUGAUGUUAAUAAAUUCCUACAAUGAAUUGGUCUGGUAUAUGUACAUGGCAAGAGUCACAUUAUUAAAAGCAAUACAUUCUGUGUACAUUUUACUAGGGUAGUUAAUCUUUUUAGUACUAAAAAGAUCCCCAUAGAUAGCAGAAUUUGUUUUAAUAGUCACAUUUCCUUCAUUAUCAGAACAUUUCAGCACAUUAUUGUUACUGUUAUUGUAACAACAAGGAUUAAUAAAUUCGGGUAUUUAUAUUAUUUUGACCUAGUCUCUGCCCUUCUACUCUGUACGCCAUUUAUUUUGUAAUAUUUUCUCAGUUACUAUUCCUUGUGUGUGUGUGUGUGUGUGUGUGUGAGAGAGAGAGAGAGAGAGAGAGAGAGAGAGAGAGAAACAAUAAAAAAUAGUUAUCUUAGAAUUAUUACCCAGUACAAAGUAACAUAAUUUGUAUUUUUGAAUACUGUCUCAGAAUUGUAACAAUAUUGACACAGAACAAGUCACUUAUACUUUAGGAAACAUGAGUAAUUAUGAGGAACUACUUUGAUUUUUGUGUCAGCAGAUGAAUGCAGAGAAAAGAACCUAACUCAGUAUACAUUAUACAUUACUUUGACAUACAAUUUUUUUCAUGGAUAAAUAGAUAUACCAAUUCAUUUUAGGCAAGAGAUCAGCUUUUUAUUUCCCUUUAUAUCCUAUUGGUGCAACAUAUUAUUAGUUUCCGUGAUCUGACUUGAUAAUAUGAUUUGGUAUGAAUUGCAUUUGGUUUUUGUUUCAUUUUUCUUUUAUAAGAUGAAAAUUGUCUGGAAACAUAGUUUUAGUGCAACUUUUAUCCUUGCCCCAAUUCAGGUUGGGUGCACAUCCCCUAUGGCAGGAGCCAUUUAAACCAUUUCUGUUAAUUACAUAGAACCUAUAACAUGCACUUAGUAUCAGUGGAAGGAGUUUUCUAGUAAUAUAUCAUGAAUGUGUUUCAUCAGUAAACCUCUGUUUUAUUAUUACACCAAACACUGAUAAUAUUGACAUCUUAUGAAUUAUUUUUUGCACAUGAUGUGCAUGUCAAGUGUUGGUGAAUGAAAAUUUUUUUAUUUAUCAUGAAACUAUGAAUGCCUAGUUAACAAACACCAAUUAUAAAUUCACUACCUAUUCAUUUUUGUGUUUGCAACAGCACUGACAUCAGAAAUCACACACACACACACACACACACACACACACACACACACACACACACACACGCACACACCUGAAAGAUAUGCACAAGUCAUUUUGCACAAAAUUUCUAACUGUCUGUCAAAGCUCAUUGCCUCUCGAUGACUUGGCAUUUUCUGUGGCUCAAAAAAAUUAAAUAUGUUUUAUCAUUCAGUUUUUCUUUUACAGUGUGUAGUACAUCUUUCUUAGUAACAAUGUAGAUCACUCUGCUACUACAAUAAUAAUAAAAAUAAUGAUAAAAAGAAUGCAAGAAACUGAUACUGAAUUCUCACUCUUCUCAUACCUCUCUGUUGGCUAGUCACUUUUAUAGUCAAGUACUGCUAAUACAUUUAGUAAUGGUAUAACACUUCAAUCCUUCAACCCCCAUCACCACCAUCCUACACACACUGUUCAACAAAACACUUUGUGGUUAUAAGAAAUAUUAUGGUGCGUUAUGUUUUCUACAUUAUUUUUCUUUUCAUGUCUUCAGAAACACUUGUGUCUCCAGAAAUACUCUAUUGUCUAAGCCAGUGCACCUAGCACUUCUUGCAGAAAGAAAAACAGGAUAAGAGAUUACUACCAAUAUACUUGUCUCACACAAACAUAAAUGUGUUACAACUAUUUUGGUGUAUUGGAACAUCUAGUGUCUAAGAGAAUUACUUCAAUAUUGAUAGUAAAAGAUGUUAAAGAAUUGAAUGUAAACUAUGGCUCGUUACUGAUCUAGAUGACCUGCUGCUGCAGGAAUAAAAAUAAUAAGAAUUUUGGCCAGAAAUACUGAUUUCUAAUUGUAAAUAUCUCUGGUGUCCAGCCAGGUGGCAGUGACGAAAUUGUGUAAUGUUUCAAUAAGUGUUAUGCUCAUGACCUUGUGGUGAAAUCACUAGGUUAUAGCUAAAUAAACAUAUUGCCAGAAACUAGAGACCUUUUCAACUAGAAGUUGAUAUUUUAGCCAGAAUUGUUAGAGAGUUUCAGUUUUGCCACUUAGAUGGAAACUUGAGAGCUGUUCAGCAGUAUAACCUAAGAAAGUCUACAUUUAAAUACCUGACCCCUCACAAAAAUAAAUAAGCCAGCAACCAGAAAACAAAUCUUGAUAUUUCAGAACGUAUUUCCACAGCAGCAGAUUCAUUACAGGCAUGAGAUCCUAUGGUGUAGUCCACAUUUUCUUCUCCAGCAUCAUCAUAAAUUAGAAAAAGAAGCAGAUUUUUUGUUUCUGUUGUGUUUAAACAUCUUUCUUUCAUUCCCUUUCUGCCUACACUACAUCAGAGAAGUUUUUAAAAACAUGUUCCUUGGUGGAAAAGUGGCACAUUGCUGCUUUAAAGUCAACUUAACAAAUCAGUGCAAUGUAUUACAGCCAGUACUGUUAGAUAGUGUAAUGGUAUUUAUUUCAUGUAUGUGAAAUGAGGGAAGAAUGUGGAACACUGCUUCAUACUACUCAGGCUUGUUUUGUACAUAUUUCACAAGGAAGCAAAUCAUAAUUUUUAUCUGAUGUAAUGGGUAUUCUCAUAAAACAUACUUUUGAAUAAUGAUGAACCAAAGUGUGAAUGAAUUACAACAUAAAUUUUGUAAACCACUUCUGCAUAAAGAUAUGUUGUGUGUAUGUAAGGUUGACAUCAUUUGUAUAUUAUUUUAUUGUCUGUGGACAUCCUUGAUUUGCAUUUCAUCUUGAUGUGUAAUGUAACAUAAUAAAUCUUUUUUUGUAAAUUGAAAAAAAAUAUCAUGGAGGUACAGUUGUAUUAAGAGUAUGUACAUUUUCAUAAUCAUAAAGAGAAAUAAGAAAUCUGUGUGUGUGUGUGUGUGUGUGUGUGUGUUUGGCUGAUGAAGAAUACUUGCUAUCAUCCUGUAAUUACCAUGGACAGAUGGACAGUAACUUAUAUGGAAUCUGAGUUUCUUUUAUACACCUUGUGUAAAUCAAUUUUCAAUAACACUGCAAUCGAGAUUACAUCAUGAUGUUCAUCAAAAUCAAUGUCAUAUUUAGUGUUAUUUUUUUAAAGAUUUCUUUGUACCUAUUAUAUUUGUCAGUAUUCUGUAUUGUGUUUAAAACUUUGGUAAUGUGAAGAAUUCAGAACUGUCCUCACAAACCACAAAAGUAUCUGGUCAGUUGCUCAUCGUGAACUGUAAUAUCUGAUACACAAUGUUCAGGAAUGAAAAUUGCUUAAUGCGACUAGUAUCCUAUGAACAUAUGUGCACAAAAUAGUAUGAUAACCUUUUAUAAUGAAGACAUGAAAUAUUGAUACAGGACUUUGUUUAGAUGUGGAAUAUGGACAUCUCAGGUUGGCAUUUUUUACUAUACACCUGAAUAUCUGAAAGUGCAAUAUCAUUUAUACUAACAAAGACAAAAUUAUUUAAUAUUUGUCUGUAAGACACGUGAUAUGUAAUUAUAUAAAUACAGUUUAAAUUCUA
This is a messenger RNA of Schistocerca piceifrons (Central American locust), 6407 nucleotides long. Its product is annotated as protein eva-1. The record is from RefSeq and is a predicted model, not a curated record. The annotation marks the transcript as partial. NCBI's taxonomy places the organism in Eukaryota, Metazoa, Arthropoda, Insecta, Orthoptera, Acrididae. Gene Ontology annotation, molecular function: carbohydrate binding. The transcript has 6 exons.